Molecule: messenger RNA, 522 nt
Organism: Saccoglossus kowalevskii
Lineage: Eukaryota; Metazoa; Hemichordata; Enteropneusta; Harrimaniidae
Product: glutathione S-transferase C-terminal domain-containing protein-like
Cellular component (GO): cytoplasm
Source: RefSeq, a predicted model, not a curated record
AUGGCAUCACCAAAGGAGUCAGUAUAUUUGUGUUGCCAUGACAACAAUGGAAAGAACCUUCCCUUGGAAAGUCAGAUUGUAGUCUUCUUGUAUGCAUUCUGUGACCUUACAGCAAAGACUUGUGAAACUGUGCUUGUGAGGAAUGACCGUGUCGUGGCAAAUGAUGGCAGUCAAGAGGACAGCAUCUUUCAUGGGACAGGCAGAGGCUUGAAUAUCAAAGUGGAAGAGAAAGAUGUGAUCCCAGCAUGUGUUCAGAAGUGUCAGCUCCCUGUGCUGCUAACCAAUCACAAUGGAAUAAACUGUUGUAAAUAUGGUCUCGCUAAUGUACUGAGGAAUUUAAUAUACAUAGCAAAUGAUGUACACCCAGAAAGGGAGCUAUUAAAAUUAUUGGGCUAUAAUGAGACCUGUCUCAAAUCUUGUGCAGAAUCAAGUCAAUGGACAAAGCUAUGUGAAAUAGAAAUACCAGAAUCCAUCAGUUAUUUCUGCCAGCACAAUCAUCGAAACGGGACAAUACCAUUCAGU